Scomber japonicus (chub mackerel) is the source of this 391-nucleotide messenger RNA. RefSeq names its product ATP synthase membrane subunit j (gene atp5mj). Lineage: Eukaryota; Metazoa; Chordata; Actinopteri; Scombriformes; Scombridae. The transcript is spliced from 4 exons. Bases 110 to 268 code for a protein of 52 amino acids. The record is from RefSeq and is a predicted model, not a curated record. Gene Ontology annotation, cellular component: mitochondrion.
UACAGUAAAACUACACAGUGAAGAGCAGAAGAAGCUUCUCUAGCUCGACUUUGACGUUCAGCAGCAGCGGCCGGCUUGACCUUCCUCCUGCUGCGUUCCAAACUGAAAGAUGGCUGGACGUGCAUUUGCAAGUUGGUGGUCCAAGUUGGGCCCUUACUACACCAAGACAUACCAAGAGGUCUGGGUGGGUCUUGGCAUCAUGACAUUUCUGUACUACAAGGUUUCUUACGGAGGCAAGAAGGCUGUGAAGGACAAGCCAGCCCAUUAAGGUUUCCUUCAUGUUGACCACCCCCUCCACCUGCUGUUAAAUAAUGUCCCAGAGCUUGUCUACGAGUCCAGCUUCAUAUUUGAAUUUUUGUUAAUAUGGAACAAUUAAAGUUGUUAACCAAAA